Messenger RNA from Tachyglossus aculeatus (Australian echidna), 4747 nucleotides. It is a transcript of the gene ATG4B, whose product is annotated as autophagy related 4B cysteine peptidase. Lineage: Eukaryota; Metazoa; Chordata; Mammalia; Monotremata; Tachyglossidae. The coding region runs from base 42 to 1220 and encodes 392 amino acids. The transcript is spliced from 13 exons. The record is from RefSeq and is a predicted model, not a curated record. Gene Ontology annotation, molecular function: protein-phosphatidylethanolamide deconjugating activity.
CGCGGCGGCCGGGCCGGCGACGCGGUGGCUGAGGAGGGAAGAUGGACGCAGCUACUUUAACCUAUGAUACACUCAGAUUUGCUGAGUUUGAAGAUUUCCCUGAGACCACUGAGCCUGUUUGGAUCCUGGGUAGAAAAUACACUAUUUUCACAGAAAAAGAAGAUAUCUUAUCAGAUGUGACUUCUCGGCUUUGGUUCACAUACAGGAAAAAUUUUCCAGCCAUUGGAGGAACAGGCCCCACCUCUGACACAGGCUGGGGCUGCAUGUUACGGUGUGGACAGAUGAUAUUCGCCCAAGCCUUGCUCUGCAGGCAUUUAGGCAGAGAUUGGAGAUGGAAACCAGGAAGGAGACAGACAGACAACUAUUUCAACGUUCUCAAUGCCUUCAUUGACAAGAAGGACAGCUACUACUCCAUCCACCAGAUAGCUCAAAUGGGUGUUGGAGAAGGAAAAUCGAUAGGCCAGUGGUAUGGACCAAACACAGUUGCCCAAGUACUCAAGAAACUUGCUACUUUUGAUACAUGGAGUUCAUUGGCAGUUCAUAUAGCUAUGGACAACACAGUAGUGAUGGAAGAAAUUAGAAGGUUAUGCAAGCCCAACUUCCCUGCAGGUGCCUCGGCAUUUCCUACAGAGUCAGAAUUCAUGUUGAAUGGGUUCCCUUCAGGAGCUGAGGUCACUAACAGACCGACACAGUGGAAACCGUUGGUCCUGCUGAUACCUCUCCGCCUGGGGCUCACAGAGAUCAAUGAAGCUUACAUCGAAACAUUGAAGCACUGUUUUAUGAUGCCCCAGUCCCUGGGAGUGAUUGGCGGGAAACCCAACAGUGCUCACUACUUCAUUGGAUAUGUCGGUGGGGAGCUGAUUUAUCUGGACCCCCACACUACCCAACCUGCAGUGGAGAUCAGUGGCAGCUGUUUCAUUCCUGACGAGAGUUUCCACUGCCAGCACCCGCCCUGCCGAAUGAAUAUUGUGGAGCUUGACCCAUCCAUCGCAGUGGGUUUUUUCUGCAAAACUGAAGAAGACUUCAAUGACUGGUGCCAGCAAAUCAAGAAGCUGUCUCUGAUCCGAGGAGCCCUGCCGAUGUUCGAGUUGGUGGAGCGUCAACCCUCCCACUUCACCUGCCCCGAUGUUCUCAACCUCUCAUUAGACUCUUCAGAUGCUGAGCGACUGGAAAGGUUCUUUGACUCAGAAGAUGAAGACUUUGAAAUUUUGACCCUUUGAAAAGACUCGAGCAGCUAACCGGACACAUCCUUGUUACGUGUGAGGGAGGAAGGGGGGAGGGAAGCUCCUUGGAGAGCCUGGGGCUACCGGUUUUCAUAGGCUCCCGAUGGCAUCACCGCGUUUCAUCCAUCCCAGCAUGUUUGUGUGCGGCCUCAGGGCGGAGGGGGCAUUGUCCGCCUUCUGCACUUGGAUCGAGAAAGAUGUCAUCCUUGGAAGCCUUAAUGCUUGGCGUCGGGAUUCCUCGGCACAAAACACUUUUUCAGGAAACGGAUGCGUGGGUGCCUCUGUGAAGAAAGGUCUUGUGCUGGAGCAGCAAAUAGCUCACGCGAGUGUAGUCUGGAGCUCUGAGAGCAGAAGUCUUUACGCAGCACUGGAGAAUUCUCCUCUCGACACUGCCAGCCCCUCUUUAGAAAACACGAAUCUCAUGUCCCCUUUAUUCUUUGGCCUCCUUGGUUAUGGCUUGCUUUGGAAUUUCACUGUCACUUCAGUGGAGAGAAAUGAAAGAUUGUGCUGGGGCGGUCCAAGCUGAAGUUGAUAAAGACAGGCAGAGCCUGCCGAAUCAGAAGUCAAACAAGUCAUGCCGUAAUAUGCCACAUUCUGAUGCUGCGCUUUAUUAUUAUUUUUAUUUAAACGAGCCCAGCUCCUAUCAGAAAGGACUACUUCUGCUAUGGAAAUGGGGUUUAACGAUUUAAAAUAUAGGUUCCUUCUUCCUAAAAAAAAACCCCACCGAUUGCAAAACCUAACCACAAUCCUGGCUGUUUAAAGAAGGGUGAAGAUGGCUUAUUUUUUCAGUAAAAGAGGAAAGCCAGUGGGAUAUGCCACGCCACAGUAAAAUGGCAAAAAAAUACAAAUGCUGAUUGCUGCUAUUCCAAAGAAGUCUGGACACUUGAGCGAGUAGGGCGUGUGUCUGUUUGUAAAGUAUUCUGUACUGAUUGGGCCGCACCCCAUGAUGAUUGUUGCCCUCCAGCCAUUUUUUUGUUUUUAUUCCAUAAGGGUAGGACAGAGCCUGCAAGGAAAAGGAGUUUCCGCCAAAGAAGGAAUGGUUGGCACCCAUUGGAACAUGCAGGAGUGCGAGCAGGAAAUCCAAUUUAGGGGAGUGCAACCCCGUGAUACUGACUCGCUAGUGAGCCUCUGUGCCCACAGUACCAAGCCGUUGGAAAGAGGAGGUAACUCAUGACCCAUGUCCACUGUUCUUAGGUAGGUUUCCUACCAUAUUUAAAGGUCAAGUAAGAGACCUUGAGUAAGGGAGCCGAAUAGCUGGUUCUCUUCAUCCUGCUGCUUUACCCCGCAAAAAUAAGCGUUGAAAAGACGAGGCAAAUCGCUCCAUAUUGAUAGUCCCCUAGUAACUCAAAUUACCGGUUGGCUAUCACCCAAGCCAAGUCAGUGACGUGGCUUCAGCUGGUUUUCUUUCUCCACUGUGAUAACCGGCACUUCCAAAUUCCACUCGGGAUGCAGCUGCAAGCCAUUUUAAACCCACAAUUUUCUGGGUCUCGGCCUCCCGCUUCCACCUGCAUUCCCGUGUAAACCCGCCACUUUACUGCUCUGGUCACCCCGUUAGGAAAUGUAAAUAGGCGAACGGCACCGUGCGUUACUCUCGCACUUAGGGGAAGUAGUUAAGAAGUGUUGCCCCUCUUUUGAGGGGACGUGUUUACAACGCUGUUCAUCUGUAAAAAAAAAUUAAUCGCAGUAUUUGCAGAAAUACCAAAAUGCCGUUAUCUUUUUGGCUGCUACGCUUAAAGGGUGGAGGAGGUAGGGAAAUGAUUCACGUUCAUUUCUAUAGCUGCAAAGGUUCCCCGCCCCUCGCCGUGAAUCCAGUUCUGCAGCUGGCGAUCGGCGGAGGAGACCCAACCCGCUCAGCACCAAAUUCAACCGUACCAUUUUCUCUCCCCCAUUUUCUCCCGCCCAUCUUCCCGGGCUGGUGGUGGGAGAGGAGAAAGGAGAACGGGGAAGCUAUCCGUUCAUUUAGUGCUUUUCACUUUUAACUCAAUAAAUUCUAAGCUUCUCCAAGCCCUUGGGUUUCUGAAGCUCUACUCUGAACACAGACUGUGAGUGAUGAACCCUUCGGGAGGAUGUGUUGUCAGUUGAAGUCCACCUUGGAUCCCAAACCGUAAACGCUUACGAGUACAAGGGGCUUGUAAUAUUUUAAGUAUGUUUUAGGCGGGGUGGGGUGGGGGGGUUAUGAAAACGUGAGGAGAAACGGUGAUGUAUUCAUUCCUUGUAAUCUGCUGUGCAAUUCUCAGAUCCAAGUACAUUUUACAGUUAGUAUCUUGGGUUCAAGAGAAGUCAAGAUGCAGAAGUUAUUUUUAAAGCUGUGGCUUCAAAUGAAUGAUAAAUUUUUUUAAAAAACGAAGAUCAUGACAAAUGAGUGCUGAUAUAGAGGAAUUCAUAGCUAACAAAAGAAAACGCCGUCUCCCAUCAUGUGCACGCUGUUUUAUUUCCAAUUUAGGGCUAGGCUUCUGUGGUCCUUCAAAGGCUGAUCUGUUGAAGAGAGGCUUUGUCCUAAAGGAAAAAGGUGAAAUUAGGAAAGGGCAGGGAAUCUGAACACUACAGAUGGUGGGCUUGUCCUUCAGCAGCAGGAUUAUUCAAAUGCACUGACAGUUAUCUGAAUUAAAAAUGGAAAGGUUUGCUAUGGAAAGCCGCAAAUGGUGUGUUCUUCAAAGUCCUUUAAAAAGUUGAAUUUAUGCUUUGGAGUUUGGGGCCUGUUUCCACUUCUAUUUGUAAAUCUCAGGGGACUCCUGCAUUAUAUACCCUUGCUGUUCAUUCCUCAAGAGUGCAUUAUACCGCGAUAGAUUAUCCUUUGUCUAGGCCCUAGUUGUGAGCAAGAAACUGUAUAUAGGCAGUGUGACAUUAUGUAGCCAAUUAUCUGGUUUAAGUCCCAAAUAUCACAAAAGCAGUUUUAUGCUAAAUUUCCACUCCCCUCCCCAUCACUUUUUUUCUCAUCAAAUCUGUUAACUGAACUAACUGGUUUCUGUUUCGUCUUCUGUUUCUCUGCCCCCACCUCUAUUUGGGGUGAUAAUGAUAUAUGAAAUGAAAAAAUCAGGGGAAAAAUAGGAAUUUAUGGGCCUGGCAAAACCAUAAAUUGAAUAAACAAUCCCUAAAUGUAGGAAUGAAGUUUGUUUGAGAAGUCCAGAUAUGUGGGGAAGGGCUGUUGUCAAAAACCUAAGGGUAGAAUCUGGGUUUUUUUACACAGAAAUUAUGGUUGCCGUGCUUAUCUACAGACCUUUACAUCUGUGAAUUAUCACACAAAUAUGUGUGGUGCUUAGGUCGCAGGUUCCUCUAAAUAGGAUUUGAACUCCGUGGAUCGACUUCCGAGUUUCAGUUUUUUGAUCGUGUGGUUUGUCUUCCCCCAAUCAAAAGCCUGAAAAAAAAAAAAAGCUACUGGGGAGAAAGGAAUAGUCAUAUAUUAAGUGUGUUCAUUUUAUUGCCCUUCAUAUUUGAAAAUGACCCUGAAUCCAUGGCAACUUGUGUGUAUGACUGCAACAACAAAACCACUCAUAAAUGCUUCAAUACACUGAGUUCAUAUGUAA